Molecule: messenger RNA, 684 nt
Organism: Symbiodinium pilosum
Lineage: Eukaryota; Dinophyceae; Suessiales; Symbiodiniaceae
Source: the annotation of a GenBank genome assembly
AUGCAGGGCUCCUUGAUUGAGCCGGAGCAGUGUGAGGAGAUUGCGUACGAUUGCUGGGAACGCGCAAGAGUAGAUGAGAACAUUACCUCAGACCAGUUUGACAAAGUACGGACGGUCUUUGGCUAUGGCUCACUGAUUUUCCGUCCGGGGUUCCCGUACCAACGUAUGUACCCCGCAUGUGUCCGCGGAUACCUUCGGCGAUUCUGGCAGAUGUCCUGCGAUCACAGGGGAACGCCCGAGUUCCCAGGCCGUGUCCUGGCCUUGCUCAGAACUCAGGAUGUACGCCAGGUUGCAACUGCCGAUGGAGAGGACGUUGUCCACGGUAUGGCUUUCGAGGUGGAUGCCACAGACUGGCCAUCUGUGUUGGACACCUUGGACAUCCGCGAGAGGCAUGGAUACACGCGGACCCUGACGAAGCUCUACCCAACCAGCAGCGACUUUGGGGCCUCUGACUCCUGCGGGGAAGCUGUCAUCUACUAUACCUAUGACCCGGAGUGCAGUGCGGCCUAUGCCGGUCCAGAGGAUGUGGAGGCGACAGCGGAGGUGAUCGCAAGGGCAGCUGGUCCUUCUGGGCCCAAUGACGAGUAUCUCUUCUCGCUUGUGGAGGCACUGAAGGAGUUUGACCUGCCAGAGGAUGGAUAUCUGAUCAAGCUCCUUGCUGCAGUCAAGCGGAGGAAAGCGUGA